UGGCACCGCUGCUAUAAAAGGAAGCGUAGCUGACACUUUCAAAUAGUGAGUCGUCGACCUUCGGUGGGUCUUCACGUACAUUCUUCUCAGCAAUCAACGGAUUCUUAAAGGUUUAACCUUUUUAAAAUGUUGUUUCACUUGUUGUUAGUUGUAUCACCGUUUUUUAUCACCGCAUAUCCACAAAAUUCGAAUAAGCUGUCCCAAGUAGAUGGCUUCGUUUUUGAUGGACCAACGGCUGGUGGUCAAAGUUCAAAUGAACAACAAAGAACUAUUACCACUACUACUACAGAAUCAACGAGUGGAAGUAUGACUACGACUCCUCUUCGUGAAAAUGUAUUCGACGAAUGUGUCAGAUCUUGUCCGGUGACGCAAGAAUAUAAUCCUGUUUGCGGUACGGACAAUGUUGAUUACACUAAUCCAGGAGGAUUGGGUUGUGCAAAAAGAUGUGGAAAAGAAGUAAUAUUAAAGUACUAUGGGCGUUGUUCAACGGGCAGAGCUGGAUGAUUUUAUAUAUAAUAAUUUUAAAUUAAAAAUAUAUGCAUCUGUCGAAGAUGCCUUUUGAUUACUUGUGCUGUAUGAGUUAUGAAAUAAUCGCUAUCGUCAUUUUUGCUGAAGUUAUAGCUUAUUGUCUAUGUUUCAAUAAAGAGAAUAAUGCAUCUGA
Molecule: messenger RNA, 661 nt
Organism: Dinoponera quadriceps
Lineage: Eukaryota; Metazoa; Arthropoda; Insecta; Hymenoptera; Formicidae
Exons: 5
Coding region: 127-504 (125 amino acids)
Molecular function (GO): serine-type endopeptidase inhibitor activity; protein binding
Source: RefSeq, a predicted model, not a curated record